CGAUAAUUGAUAAACCCCAACGCUAUAUGCUGAAUUUCUCACUAUUCCGAUAGCUUUUAGCUGUUGAGACCACACCGCCGGACAUUGGUGACCGGAAGCCAUGGCCGGAAGUGAAGAGGACUCAAGUAAGCCAUCCUCAUCACUCCACGAGCCAACCCAACCUCUCCUCUCUAAGCCGUACCUUCCGAUCGACGAACUUAUACCCCCCAGGUCUCAUUCCGACGCCGAAGACCAAUCCCAGAUUCCCCAGAUCUCCUACAACUACGGCCCACGCCAUAUCAAGGACCUUCCUUUCCUCCUCAUCUUCCUCGUCCUAGUCCUCUCCACCUUUGGCUUCGGAAUCUUCGCCUCCGUCAACCGGAACCCUCACCGCUCUCACCUCUCUUCGUUUGUUUACAACACCACUUCGCACUCCUGCACUCUUCCGGAGUCCGGCAACCUUGUAUCUCUACGGUUAUCAGAUUCCGGCGUCUUGAAGAGCUUGAUUUGGACACUCGUUGUCACUCUGCUCUUGAGCUUGCCCUUUGUUCUGUUUGUGCUUUUCCUGCUCAAGCGUUACACGAAGCAGAUUGUUUACUCUCUGUUUCCUUUCUUCAUAAUUGUUCCUGUCUCCAUAAACAUCUACUGGUUCGUUGCCUGCACUGUGAGCACAACUUGCAGAGAUGCAUUUCCCAUGGGGUAUCGAAUUUUGGUGCUUGGAUUCGUAUUCGUAAUCAUAGGAGUUGUUGUUUGGAUCUUCAUUGUGAAUUGGAAUAGGAUAGAUUUGACUGUGCGUAUAAUCAGAGUUUCUUCUAAUGCCCUCUCACAGAAUUUGAGGCUGUUUGGGGUGCUCCCUGUAUUGACUAUGGGGAUGUUUGCGUACUAUGCUCCCAUUGUUAUUUUCUUAGUUUUUGCAAGGUUGAAUGGAAAAAUUAUACCUAAGGAGGAACCCCAUCAUGGGGGAGAAUACUAUUGUGGUUGGAAGCAAGACAAAUGGGUGCCUGCAUACUAUGCUUUAGCUAUUCUCACAAUGUUAUGGUCUACCACAACAAUGAUCCAAGCUCAAGUUUAUGUUAUCAGCGAGACGAUAGCACAGUGGUAUUUCUGCAAAGAUGAUUCCAGUUCCAAAAAGAGCAUAAGAAGAUCCAUCAGAAAUGCUUUCGGUCCAUCUUCAGGCACACUAUGUUUUUCUGGGUUGAUUGUCUGUGUUGUCCGUGUGGUGAGGGCCGUGGUAGACAAUGCAAGACAAGAGGCUCCUGGCAUUGUAAACCUCUCUCUUAAGUUCUGUGCAAACACCCUUCUGUCAACAGUUGACUUUCUAAACAAGUUCACAAUAAACUUUGCUGCCGUUACUGGCGAAUCCUAUUGCACUUCUGCCAAGAUGACAUAUGAACUUCUAGAACGUAACCUGCUGUCAGCAGUCGUUGUGGAGAUUGUCUCCACCCGUAUUCUUGCUGGAAUUUCUUUCGUCCUUUCUGCAAUAUAUGCGAUAGUGGUUUGUGCUGUAUUGAAAGCUGGAUUUCACAUAGGAGUAGAUGCAUACUUUGUUGCUGCCAUGGCAUGGGUUCUUCUGAUCGUGGUUCUCGGAUUAUUCAUCCAUGUGUUGGAUAAUGUAAUUGAUACUGUAUAUGUGUGCUACGCAAUAGAUAGAGACAUGGGAGAGACGAGUAAGCGGGAGGUCCAUCAUGUGUAUGAUCGCCUCCCAAUCAGUAGAAGUAGAUCACCUUAUGCUGCCCAAAAUCCUUCGGCUUCGACUGUAUAAACCAACCACAACCCCCUUUUAAAAUGGGUUUCUGUUGUAACUUUGAAUGUUGGGGGGUCAUGAAUUCAUGAUAUGAAUAAUUAUCUGCCGGAAAGUAAGUGUGUUAUUACGGACCGACUGCCCCUUGACUCCCUCCCUGAUGUAGGACAUGGACUUUUUCACGAAUAAGAGUAGACUCAGUAGUCGAACACGCUCAUUGUUUAUGCACAGCAGCCGCACAGGUAGGUCUCCAUGUUCGGCAUCUCAUCAACUGUUGCACUUUUGCAUUACUUUAGUGAACACUGUUAUCAUGGAAAUUAUUUUAAAACUGCUUCAGCGCUUAAUUUGUGCUAGAAGGGUUCAAUGAUUUACACAUAGUUCAUUCUUUGUUA
This is a messenger RNA of Cuscuta epithymum, 2112 nucleotides long. The record is from the annotation of a GenBank genome assembly. Lineage: Eukaryota; Viridiplantae; Streptophyta; Magnoliopsida; Solanales; Convolvulaceae.